AUGACUAGCACUAGAUACUAUUGUCCGUUCGAUUGUGAAACAACAAUCAUUAAACUUCCUAUUGAGACGGAUAAUGAUGAUGGUAAGUCAAGACGCUAUAAUCAGGCAUCACUAUCAAUAACUCCACUUCCUUUCAAGUUUAUCAAAUGCCGGCGAGAAGUGAACGACAUCGACUCUGUCGACGCUGCAUCAGGCAUUCAAGCCACUCAGUUUUACCGUGUUGAUUCGUUCUGGGAUUUCGAUAACGUUGGAGUCAGCAAGCCGGUCAUAAAUAUCACUUCGGACCAAGUAAUCAAUCUGGUUAGGUGCGACACUAACGAGUCUGAGAACUUCUUAAUAUAUAGAUAUUUGACUUGUGGAGGGUGUGAUAAAGGAGCAGUCGGAUUUGGAGGAGUCCCUCUUAAGAAAGAUGUCAAAUCACACGCCGCAAUCACCGUAAUUGCAAAUGCAAACGAUCUCAUCUACUUCGUUACAGUUUAA
This is a messenger RNA of Brettanomyces nanus, 480 nucleotides long. RefSeq lists its product as uncharacterized. The record is from RefSeq and is a predicted model, not a curated record. The coding region runs from base 1 to 480 and encodes 159 amino acids. Gene Ontology annotation, molecular function: guanyl-nucleotide exchange factor activity. Lineage: Eukaryota; Fungi; Ascomycota; Pichiomycetes; Pichiales; Pichiaceae. Gene Ontology annotation, biological process: small GTPase-mediated signal transduction. The transcript is spliced from 2 exons.